Chlorella variabilis is the source of this 375-nucleotide messenger RNA. RefSeq lists its product as hypothetical. Lineage: Eukaryota; Viridiplantae; Chlorophyta; Trebouxiophyceae; Chlorellales; Chlorellaceae. Gene Ontology annotation, molecular function: oxygen binding; heme binding. The transcript is spliced from 3 exons. The record is from RefSeq and is a predicted model, not a curated record. Bases 1 to 375 code for a protein of 124 amino acids.
AUGCAGGCGGUGCCAGCGACUCUGUACGACCGCAUGGGUGGCAGUGAUGCAGUAGCAGCUCUGGCGGUAGAGACAGUGCGGCGUGGUCUGGCGGACUGGAGAAUCAAGCGCUUCCUGGAGGGGGCGCAGGAUGCUGCGGCGCAGGCACAAACAGCCCAGUGGCUGGGUUCUGCACUGGGCGGGCCGCUGACCUACAGGGGCCCUGACCCCUCGGCACUCUACUCUCGGCUGGCGGCGGAGAAGGGCCUGAAUGGCACCCACCUCGACACCCUAGCACAACAUGUCGCCGGCGCCAUGGCAGAGAUGGGCCUGUCGGCGGACAUGAUUGAUGGCUUGCUGGCGGCCCUGGCCGUGCAUCGGCAGGGGUGGACCUGA